AUGGUCAAUUACACCUUUCCGUCAUUCGAGGACCUUCCAAAGGUCUCGGGAACACCACAAGGGUGUGUCUGGGGCUUCUACGAUCAAGAUGGGAAGAAAGACGAGAUUGGAGCCGUAAAUCUGCUCACCGAAGAGAUCGUACUAGCGGCAAAAGAGGAGAUUGAGAUUGGUCGUUCAAUCCAGCUGGACUGGCCACUGCACAAUCUUGAAUUUCCAGGUUUCGGGAGAAGGAAGCUGGAGCAUAAAGUCAUUGAUUUGACGCAUAGUCUGAGCAACUGUGGUUUCGAUGACGAGAUCCAUGUCAACACACAAUGCGGUAGUCAAUGGGAUAGCUUAAAGCAUGUCAGAUUCUACGAAAAACGAGACGGCCAAGCUCCUGAUGCCUGGACAACUCACCAGAUUCCAGUGGCCGACGUCAAGGCAGCCUUGAGCGAACAGUCCACGCACCCGAAGCAAGGUGAUAUUCUCAUGCUCCGUACCGGCUACGUCCGUCAGCACAAUCAGGCCACGGCAGAACAGAGGAAACAAGGCACCUGCGACCGCUCCACCGCAAUCGGGCUGCAAGCAAACGAAGAGACGAUUCGAUGGCUCUACUCACAGCAUUUCUCUGCUCACGUCGCAGACAGUGUGGCUUUUGAGGCUUGGCCUCCAGCGCCGGACAAUGACUACAUCAUCCACGAAUGGUCGCUCGUAUGGUGGGGAGCACCGCUCGGCGAGAUGUGGAAUCUCGAGGAGUUGGCUGCAGAGUGCGCUUGGUUGAAGCGGUGGACAUUCUUUUUGACGAGUGCUCCACUGCAUGUUCGUGGUGGUGUCGGCAGUCCACCUGGAGCGAUUGCUAUAUUCUAG
Recurvomyces mirabilis is the source of this 846-nucleotide messenger RNA. RefSeq lists its product as uncharacterized. The transcript is spliced from 3 exons. Gene Ontology annotation, molecular function: arylformamidase activity. The record is from RefSeq and is a predicted model, not a curated record. Bases 1 to 846 code for a protein of 281 amino acids. NCBI's taxonomy places the organism in Eukaryota, Fungi, Ascomycota, Dothideomycetes, Mycosphaerellales, Teratosphaeriaceae.